This is a messenger RNA of Benincasa hispida (wax gourd), 904 nucleotides long. Its product is annotated as putative LRR receptor-like serine/threonine-protein kinase At1g51880. Gene Ontology annotation, biological process: protein phosphorylation. Gene Ontology annotation, molecular function: protein kinase activity; ATP binding. NCBI's taxonomy places the organism in Eukaryota, Viridiplantae, Streptophyta, Magnoliopsida, Cucurbitales, Cucurbitaceae. The record is from RefSeq and is a predicted model, not a curated record.
GGAGGUUUUGAGAUGGUUUACUAUGGAGUUCUAGAUGACACUCAAGUAGCUGUGAAAAUGAUUUCUCCAUCAGCAAUACAGGGCUACCAUCAGUUUCAAGCAGAGGCAUGUGCUCAAAAUAUCCUAUUUAAUUUUCAGAAAAAGAAAAGUUAGCUCAUACCUCUUUGCUAGGCUGAAAAAAAUCCACUUUUCUCUCAGGUUACAAUUCUUAUGAGAGUUCACCACAGAAAUUUAACAAACCUUGUAGGGUAUAUGAAUGAUGGAGGUCACCUUGGCCUCAUUUAUGAGUACAUGACCAAAGGAAAUCUGGCCGAGCAUCUUUCGGAGAAAAGCUCAAAUAUCUUAAGUUGGGAAGACAGACUUCGAAUUGCAGUAGAUGCAGCUCAAGGACUAGAGUAUGUGCGUCAUGGUUGUACGCCAUCAAUAGUCCACAGGGAUGUGAAGAAAAAUUUGAACGCCAAACUUUCUGAUUUUGGACUUUCAAAGACUUACCCAACAGAUGACAAGUCCUACAUGACCACUGUUAUUGUUGGCACUCCAGGUUACCUUGAUCCAGAGUACUAUACAUCAAACAGGCCAACUGAAAAAAUUGAUAUGUACGGUUUUGGAGUUUCCUUGAUGGAAAUAAUUAAUUGCAGACCAGAAAUGUCAAACACCCCAGACCGAGAAAUAAAUUACAUAGCCAAAUGGGUUCGUACCAUGGUUGCCCAGGGAGAUAUCAAGGUUAUGGAUGCCACUCACUCCAGUCCCAUGCCAAGGUGAAAGAAAUUCUACAAAUCGACCUCAACUUUUUUCUGGUUUCAAGUUCCAUCUUCCCUUUGAACUAUUUGAAUUGGUUGUAUCCAAUCUUCAUUUCAUCAAAUAAAUCGUUGGAGAUGAUGAAAUUUAGUACAAACAUAGGUUA